ACAUCGACAAAAGCAUAUGUGGUAUCUGUUUGGAACGGUCAUGUUUUUGCUCGGGUUGCAGAGAAGAUGAUGGUACCUGCCUGCACACAGACCUCACUGGGCCUUGGAGAGUGUGCAACAUGUCGGUCACAUCACGGAAUGCCAAAAGUCAAAGGCCUCCAGAUGCCAACCAUGCUCCCUCACCCUCACCAAUGGACCACACUAUCCCCACUCCAGUAGAUGACCAGGUACCACCCACUCCACCAGUGGACGGCCAGGCUUCCCCCACUCCACCAGUGGAUGACCAGGCUCCUCCCACUCCAGUGGAUGACCAGGCUGCCCCCACUCCACCAGUGGAUGACCAGACUCCCCCCCCCCCCCUACCAGUGGAUGACCAGGCUCCUCCUACUCCAGUGGAUGUCCAGGCUGCCCCCACACCACCAGUGGAUGACCAGACUCCCCCCACUCUACCAGUCGAUGACCAGGCUCCUCCCACUCCAGUAGAUGACCAGGCUGCCCCCACUCCACCAGUGGAUGACCAGACUCCCCUAACUCUACCAGUGGAUGACCAGGCUCCUCCCACUCCAGUAGAUGACCAGGCUGCCCCCACUCCACCAGUGGAUGACCAGACUCCCCUAACUCUACCAGUGGAUGACCAGGCUCCUCCCACUCCAGUAGAUGACCAGGCUGCCCCCACUCCUCCAGUGGAUGACCAGACUCCCCUAACUCUAUCAGUGGAUGACCAGGCUCCUCCCACUCCAGUAGAUGACCAGGCUGCCCCCACUCCUUCAGUGGAUGACCAGACUCCCCUAACUCUACCAGUGGAUGACCAGGCUCCUCCCACUCCAGUAGAUGACCAGGCUGCCCCCACUCCACCAGUGGAUGACCAGACUCCCCUAACUCUACCAGUGGAUGACCAGGCUCCUCCCACUCCAGUAGAUGACCAGACUCCCUCCACUCCACCAGUGGAUGACCAGACUCACUCCACUCCACCAGUGGAUGACCAGACUCCCCUAACUCUACCAGUGGAUGACCAGGCUCCUCCCACUCCAGUGGAUGACCAGGCUGCCCCCACUCCACUCCACCAGUGGAUGACCAGACUCCCCUAACUCUACCAGUGGAUGACCAGGCUCCUCCCACUCCAGUAGAUGACCAGGCUGCCCCCACUCCACCAGUGGAUGACCAGACUCCCCUAACUCUACCAGUGGAUGACCAGGCUCCUCCCACUCCAGUAGAUGACCAGACUCCCUCCACUCCACCAGUGGAUGACCAGACUCACUCCACUCCACCAGUGGAUGACCAGACUCCCCUAACUCUACCAGUGGAUGACCAGGCUCCUCCCACUCCAGUGGAUGACCAGGCUGCCCCCACUCCACUCCACCAGUGGAUGACCAGACUCCCUCCACUCUACCAGUGGAUGACCAGGCUCUUCCCACUCCAGUGGAUGACCAGACUCCCUCCACUCCACCAGUGG
Gigantopelta aegis is the source of this 1453-nucleotide messenger RNA. RefSeq names its product cell surface glycoprotein 1-like. Bases 120 to 1088 code for a protein of 322 amino acids. The transcript has a single exon. Lineage: Eukaryota; Metazoa; Mollusca; Gastropoda; Neomphalida; Peltospiridae. The record is from RefSeq and is a predicted model, not a curated record.